GAUUAACUAAUCUGCCACAGAACAGUGACUGCUAAAUGCAUUGAGGGUGAUUCCAGUGCACACAUUGAACUAGAGUCUGAUUGGCAAAACCGACAAGUUUACGGAAAAAUGUAUUCGAAGAAGAGGUUCUACAGUUUUACUCUCCUAAUAGUCUUCACAGUUGAUUUGCUUGCUACUUCCGGCGACGUAACACUGUCAUGGACAUCACCAGUAUUUCCUAAGCUGCAUUCGAACGACACAUCCAAAAACCCCCUAGGCAGGCCAAUUACCGACGAUGAGGAUGCUUGGAUAGGAUCUCUCGUCACCAUCGGUGCCAUGAUGGGUCCUCUACCUGCUGGAUUCAUAGCUGAGAAGUUCGGAAGGAAAAUAGGACUGCUUAGUCUGGCCAUACCGCAUAUUGUGUCUCUCUUUAGCAUGGCAUUCGCGCAAAGUAUUUACAUUUUCUACUUGGGGAGAUUUUUAGGUGGAUUGUCUACAGGAGCCGGUUAUACUUUGCUCCCAAUGUACAUAGCAGAAAUAUCAGACGAUUCUGACAGAGGGAAAUUUUCUCAAACUCUCAACAUCUUUUGGGCUUUUGGAAAUUUCAUACCGUAUGCCAUUGGUCCUUACCUAUCCAUUCAAUGGUUCAACAUAGUUCUAGCUAUAGUCCCUACUACGUUCUUCAUAGUAUUUUUAUUGCUUGGUCCAGAAACACCUUAUUAUUUGGUAUCAGUGAAUAAACUGAAGAAAGCAGAAAAAUCUUUGAUGUCACUGAGAUCUCUCGAUGAAGAAGGGGUGAAACAUGAACUGGAGCACAUAAAAGAAAAUUUGGGGAAAGAAGAAACUGGUCACUUCAAAGAUAUUAUUCUAAACAAAGGUCUCAGAAAAGCGCUAAUAAUAUGCCUAGUCUUAGUGAUAUCUCAGGAACUCUCGGGCUUCUGUGCAAUUACGUUUUACUUGCAAACUAUAUUUGAAGCUGCAGGAACAGAAAUAGCUUCAGAUGUUUCAGCUCUGAUCGUAGGAUUCUCUAUUUUCUUAUCCAGUUUCUUCACCCCAUUCCUAAUAGACAGGUUAGGAAGGAAAGUACUUACUGUAACAUCAUGCUUCGGAAUGGUAAUAGCCCUCUCGACUCUUGGCACGUUCUUUUACAUGCAGGAUUUUACGGAUAUACAGACAGACCCCGUAUUCUGGGUGCCAAUUUUCAGUUUGAUCCUCUACAUAUUCGCUUUCCACUUUGGAAUUUGUUCGAUACCUUGGACUUUAUCUUCGGAACUGUUCCCCAGUAAUGUGAAAGGUAUAGCCGCCCCUACUAUAACGAUCGCCUGUUGGUUAAGUUCGUUCCUGGUGACGAAAUUUUUCAACAACAUGAACUCUGCAAUGGGCAAGUCGGGGAGCUUCUGGUUCUUCGCUGGAUGUUGUUUGUUUACUGGUGUAUUCAGUAUAUUCUUUGUACCAGAGACUAAAGGCAAAAGCUUCAACGAAAUUCAAGAUAUGUUAAAUGGAUCUGACAAAAUAAAGUCCGUUAGUGAGAAAGAGGCGUACUGAUCUAGUAUUCUAGUUUUAAGAUACGUUGAAUGACUCAUGUAGCAACAUUAUCAUUGCUAUUUGCAUUGGAAAAAAUAUUUGCAUUGGAAAAAAUGAGUCGCAAUGUUUAGGCAACAAUUUUUUUACAAAAGUAUUCUUCCAAAUUAUAUGUUUUGUAAAUCCGUUUUCCUUGAAGUUGCCUUAAGUCCCUCUACAAAGCUAAAAUUUAAAAUAGACUUUAAUUGUAAGUAGCGAAUGAAUUACCAGAUGCCCUUAUUUUUACUCCAGGCCGCUCUUAUGUGGAAUAUUUUAAUUUUGCAAAAGAAUGGCCAGACUGUAUAUUUUUAUUAUUAUUCAUUUAUAGAUUUAAAAUUAUUAUUUAUAAAUUUUGUAAACUAUUUUUUGUCUUAAAAAUGUAUAUACUAAUUAAUAUUUAAUUUAUUGCAAAUGUAUGAGCUUUUUAAGUGUUCUAAAUAGAUUGUAUGUAUAUGUUACUUAAAUAUUCGGAUAAUACUACUCAAAUUAUGGAAAGCAUAAGACAAUUAAAAUUGCAUGUUCUUGAAAAUGUAUUUUUGCUAUUUUUAUAUAAGAAAAAAGCUCUCUUGUAAGUAGUACCUGCUAGAUCAGAUUAAAAUCUAUUUUAAU
This is a messenger RNA of Anoplophora glabripennis (Asian longhorned beetle), 2148 nucleotides long. RefSeq names its product facilitated trehalose transporter Tret1. The transcript is spliced from 2 exons. Gene Ontology annotation, cellular component: membrane. The coding region runs from base 109 to 1524 and encodes 471 amino acids. The record is from RefSeq and is a predicted model, not a curated record. Gene Ontology annotation, molecular function: sugar transmembrane transporter activity. Lineage: Eukaryota; Metazoa; Arthropoda; Insecta; Coleoptera; Cerambycidae. Gene Ontology annotation, biological process: transmembrane transport; carbohydrate transport.